UGUUCGGCUGCUUUCGUCCAUCCACAGAAUCAUUUGGGGGAGGGAAUUAGGGCUUCCAGAAGCGAGAGAGAGAGAGAGAGAGAGAGACAGGAGUAGAGGUUUAGAUACCUCAAUUACCAUGGGAGGCGGCAACGGUCAGAAAUCGAGGAUGGCUCGGGAGAAGAACGUGGAGAAGAUGAAAGCUCCCAAGGGAAGUCAGCUGGAAUCCAAUAAGAAAGCCAUGAGUAUCCAGUGCAAGGUUUGCAUGCAGACAUUCAUGUGUACUACAUCCGAGGUGAAAUGCAAGGAGCAUGCAGAAGCAAAGCACCCAAAGUCUGAUCUCUAUGCUUGUUUCCCCCAUCUUAAGAAGUGAAUGGAAUUGUGGGAAAAAGAAUACAGAUGAAGUUGAGCGUAUCAUCUUUGCUGAAGCGAAUGAAAGUUCUUGAUCUUAUAGGAUUCUCCAGGAACUCUUCUGAACUAAGUUAGAAACAUGCUGUGUAAUUUUUGUGCCCCUUUUUUGUGUAAGCAUAUGGUAGGACAUGUUUGUUGCUUGGGACAGUUAAUGUGGGUCAUUUAUGGGAAGCAUGGCUUUUAAAGAGUUCCAUUUAAUC
Messenger RNA from Diospyros lotus (date-plum), 590 nucleotides. RefSeq lists its product as uncharacterized. The transcript is spliced from 3 exons. NCBI's taxonomy places the organism in Eukaryota, Viridiplantae, Streptophyta, Magnoliopsida, Ericales, Ebenaceae. The record is from RefSeq and is a predicted model, not a curated record. Bases 119 to 352 code for a protein of 77 amino acids.